AUGGGUGGUUGGGCUAUUGCCGUGCAUGGUGGUGCUGGUGUUGACCCUAACCUCCCUCUCCAACGUCAAGAAGAAGCCAAACAACUUCUCACUCGUGUUCUCAAUCUUGGCAUCUCUGCUCUUCGUUCCAAUCUUCCCGCCAUCGAUGUUGUCGAACUUGUGGUGAGGGAAUUGGAAACGGAUCCACUAUUCAAUUCGGGUUGUGGAUCUGCCCUGACGGCUAAAGGUACGGUGGAGAUGGAGGCUAGCAUAAUGGAUGGUCCAAAACGCCGAUGCGGUGCCGUUUCAGGAUUAACCACCGUUAAAAAUCCUGUUUCACUGGCACGUUUGGUCAUGGACAAAUCUCCUCAUUCCUAUCUUGCUUUUGACGGUGCCGAAGAUUUUGCGAGACAACAGGGUGUGGAGGUUGUGGACAAUGAAUACUUUAUCACCGAGGACAAUAUUGGUAUGCUUAAGCUGGCAAAGGAAGCAAAUACAAUUCUGUUUGAUUAUCGAAUUCCAGCCUCCGGAUAUGAAACAUGUGGUGCAGGAGUUGAGAGUCCAUUGAAAAUGAAUGGACUUCCAAUGAGUGUGUACGCACCCGAGACAGUCGGGUGCGUGGUUGUUGACCGUGAAGGAAGGUGUGCUGCUGCAACUUCCACUGGCGGGCUAAUGAACAAAAUGAUGGGCCGAAUUGGCGACUCGCCACUCAUUGGAGCGGGUACUUAUGCUUGUAAACUUGCUGGCGUGUCAUGCACCGGUGAAGGCGAGGCAAUCAUUCGCGGGACUUUGGCGCGUGAGGUGUCGGCUGUUAUGGAGUACAAAGGACUUGGACUUCAAGAAGCUGUGGAUUAUGUGAUUAAGAAUAGGUUGGAUGAAGGAUUUGCUGGACUGAUUGCGGUUUCAAGUAAAGGUGAAGUUGCUUAUGGGUUUAACUGCAAUGGUAUGUUUAGAGGAUGUGCUUCUGAGAAUGGGUUUAUGGAAGUUGGAAUUUGGGAGUGA
Messenger RNA from Lathyrus sativus (Indian pea), 981 nucleotides. Lineage: Eukaryota; Viridiplantae; Streptophyta; Magnoliopsida; Fabales; Fabaceae. The record is from the annotation of a GenBank genome assembly.